Cuscuta campestris is the source of this 923-nucleotide messenger RNA. The record is from the annotation of a GenBank genome assembly. NCBI's taxonomy places the organism in Eukaryota, Viridiplantae, Streptophyta, Magnoliopsida, Solanales, Convolvulaceae.
AUCGCAGGCAGCAUCCUCGCCGGCUGCAUCACCCGAAACACUCUAGGUUUCGGAUUCUCCUACCCAAUUCCGAAGAAAAAUGCAGCAUUCAAAUUAAUUUCCGCAGAAAUUCGCCGGAAGCUCACAUCGCCCACUGCCCCACCCGAGACAUUCAGGCUCAACAAGCAUGGAUUCACAUAUUAAGGUAUUGGUGCGUGUCGAUGGAACGUGGGAUACUCUUGGAAAUUUCAGUUCAAACUUUCAGUACAAGACAAAGAGGUCGAAUAGGACAGUGUUGCACGUUGUAUGCAUUGAUGACCGGUGUUCAUGGGUUGUGCGUGCGGUUAGUCUUGACAAUUCUCCACUGUUCCAGAUACGCAGGAAGGUGAUAAGAGACAAGCAACGUUAGCAUUCAUAGCCGAUCUAGUCCUACAUCGUUAUUUAGAUGCUACCAGGAAACAGUACCCUCCUGUUAGGCGUGUUGUAGCACCUACAAAUUAAUUUCUUAUUUUCCUUAACUUAAAUCCCCCUUUAUGAAUUAAUAUUCAUUAAAACAUAUAGAUAGGCCAAAAUCUUAAAUCAACUCUAAUUGGGUCUAAUACCUAUAUAAAUACGUUCGUAUACGCCCCCUGCCGUCUGCAAUCUUCUUCCCUGCCGCGAUUCUUCAUCACCAUCAUCAGUUUCUUCUUUGCGGAAGGGAGAGGUGCCAGAGACGAACUACAUAGCUGUUCGAUGUGGUCCAGACGCUGCCCCGAGCCGCCACCGCCACUGUGCAACUCGCUGGGAAACAGCCCCAUCGCCGCUGUUCUUUUCGUCGGUGAUUUGACUCAUUAAUUCGGUUCCCUCAAUUCUUCUAGUUAAUCAAGGUAACAAGAGUGAUGAAUAAGGAGCUAUCCUGGAAGGUAGAGAGGAUGAGAUGAUGGAUGGAUGCUAGCUGGAGGAGU